AUGUUCACCCUCACCCCACUCUCCCUUCCACCCUCACCCCACUCUCCCUUCCACCCUCACCCCACUCUCCCUUCCACCCUCACCCCACUCUCCGUUACACCCUCACCCCACUCUCCCUUCCACCCUCACCCCACUCUCCGUUACACCCUCACCCCACUCUCCCUUCCCCCCUCACCUACUCACUCUCCCUUCCACCCUCACCCCACUCUCCCUUCCACCCUCACCCAACCCUCACCCCACUCUCCCUUCCACCCUCACCCCACUCUCCCUUCCACUCUCACCCCACUCUCCCUUCCACCCUCACCCCCACUCUCCCUUCCACCCUCACCCCACCCUCACCACACUCUCCCUUCCACCCUCACCCCACCCUCACCACACUCUCCCUUCCACCCUCACCCCACUCUCCCUUCGACCCUCACCCCACUCUCCCUUCCACCCUCACCCCACUCUCCCUUCCACCCUCACCACACUCUCCCUUCGACCCUCACCCCACUCUCCCUUCCACCCUCACCCCACUCUCCCUUCCACCCUCACCACACUCUCCCUUCGACCCUCACCCCACUCUCCCUUCCACCCUCACCCCACUCUCCCUUCCACCCUCACCCAACCCUCACCCCACUCUCCCUUCCACCCUCACCACACUCUCCCUUCGACCCUCACCCAACCCUCACCCCACUCUCCCUUCCACCCUCACCACACUCUCCCUUCGACCCUCACCCCACUCUCCCUUCCACCCUCACCCCACUCUCCCUUCCACCCUCACCCCACUCUCCCUUCCACCCUCACCCCACUCUCCCUUCCACCCUCACCCCACUCUCCCCUCCACACACAUCACACAAGCAGUUACAGACCAAUCAGAAGACCUGA
Knipowitschia caucasica is the source of this 867-nucleotide messenger RNA. NCBI's taxonomy places the organism in Eukaryota, Metazoa, Chordata, Actinopteri, Gobiiformes, Gobiidae. The record is from the annotation of a GenBank genome assembly.